AUGGCUCUGCAGAAGUACGUGCGGGAGCAGAUCCUGCUGGCCGUGGCGGUCAUCGUGAAGAGAGGAUCUCUGGACAAGUCCAUCAGCUGCAAGAGUGUGCUGCAUGAAGUGGGCCAGCUGAUCAGCAGCGGGAACCCAGCCGCUCAAACUCUGGCCUGCUCCAUCCUCACCGCUCUGCUCAGCGAGUUCUCCAGCUCCAGUAAAACCAGCAGCAUCGGCCUCAGCAUGGAGUUCCAUGGGAGCUGCAAGCGUCUCUUCCAGGAGGACGCUCUCCGGCAGAUCUUUGUCAUGACCAUGGAGGUGCUGCAGGAGUUCAGCCGCAGGAACAACCUGAGUGCACACAUGUCCUCUGUCUUUCAGCGCUACCUGGCUCUGGCCAAUCAGGUGCUCAGCUGGAACUUCCUGCCACCAAACUAUAUCCUUUCUGAGACGAACACGGCAGCCCAUCACACAGGACGUGUGAUGUGUGUCACAAAGUCCUCCUGA
Messenger RNA from Knipowitschia caucasica, 486 nucleotides. NCBI's taxonomy places the organism in Eukaryota, Metazoa, Chordata, Actinopteri, Gobiiformes, Gobiidae. The record is from the annotation of a GenBank genome assembly.